This is a messenger RNA of Drosophila bipectinata, 415 nucleotides long. RefSeq names its product Cytochrome c oxidase subunit 7B (gene COX7B). The record is from RefSeq and is a predicted model, not a curated record. NCBI's taxonomy places the organism in Eukaryota, Metazoa, Arthropoda, Insecta, Diptera, Drosophilidae.
UUAAACGGCCACACUGUUCGAUACAUCGAUUAUCUACGGCAACUUUCGAGCAAUCAUGUUGGUCAAGCACAUUGUCAAGCAGGGUCUCCUGGUCAAGAAUGUUGGCGCUAUGUCCCGUGCCGCUUACCACGGUGGCCACCACCAGCACUCCACCAUGAACGACCUGCCCGUCCCCGCCGGAGACUGGAAGGAGCAGCACAGCCAACAGAACAGCAAAUACAACGCUGUCCUCCUGACUGGCAUCCUUGUCCUGGCUGGCACCAUUGGAUUCGUGAAGUCUUCUGGUCUGAUCCACUUCAACUACUAUGCCCCCAAGAGCCUGGACUAAACCAGCUUAUAUUCCCUUAAUGUAUAUCCGAUAUUUGUGUUAAAUAAGCUGAAAGUGGCGACUUAGUAAAUCACAGAUCCAAAAUUA